GACAGCUCUGGGAACGCUUGUAUAAAGCUCGGCUGGGCUAAUCCGUACUGAUCCCAUUAUCAUCCCCAUCUAACCGGACAGACAACGCCGUAUUGUCUCCCAGAGACGCAAGCAGUUGAGUACUUUUGGGGAAGCCUGCCCCUCGAGUGGCCAUCAUGGGGGAUGACAGUGAGUGGAUGAAGCUUCCCAUUGACCAAAAAUGUGAACACAAGGUGUGGAAAGCCCGUCUGAAUGGUUAUGAAGAGGCUCUGAAGUUGUUUCAGAGGAUAGAAGAUGAGAAGAGUCAAGAAUGGGGGAAGUACCUUGGACUGAUAAAGAAGUUUGUCACUGACUCUAAUGCUGUUGCUCAGCUUAAAGGCUUGGAAGCUGCUCUGGCCUUCAUCGAGAACGCCCAUGUAGCUGGCAAGACAACAGGUGAGGUAGUGUCGGGCGUGGUGACCAAAGUGUUCAACCAGCCAAAAGCCCGGGCCAAGGAGCUGGGCACAGACAUCUGUCUGAUGUACAUGGAGAUCGAGAAGGCUGAGGUAGUUCAGGAAGAGCUCCUGAAAGGCCUGGACAACAAGAACCCCAAGAUAGUGGUGGCCUGCAUAGAGACGGUCCGGAAGGCUCUCAGUGAGUUUGGAUCGAAGAUAGUAACGUUGAAGCCAGUAGUGAAGGUUUUACCUAAACAGUUUGAGUCUAGAGAGAAGGCGGUGAGAGAUGAAGCUAAGCUGCUUGCUGUAGAGAUCUACAAAUGGAUCAGAGAUGCUCUGAGACCGUCACUGCAGAACAUUAACUCUGUACAGCUGAAGGAGCUGGAGGAAGAGUGGGUUAAGCUGCCUUUAUCUCCUCCCAAGCAGACCAGGUUCUUGCGCUCGCAGCAGGACCUGAAAGCAAAGUUUGAACAGCAACAAGCCCAAGGAGGAGCUCAGUCUGAUGAAGAAGAUGUGGCAGAAACAGUGACAGCAGUGGAUCCUUAUGAACUACUGGAAGCUGUGGAAAUUCUGUCCAAGAUGCCCAAAGACUUCUAUGAGAAAAUAGAAGCUAAAAAGUGGCAGGAAAGGAAGGAAGCUCUGGAGGCUGUAGAAGCUCUGACCAAGAACCCCAAAUUGGAGAAUGGAGACUAUGGAGACCUGGUCAGAGCAAUGAAGAAGGUUGUGGGAAAAGAUGCCAAUGUGAUGCUGGUGUCAAUGGCAGCUAAAUGUCUGGCUGGACUGGCCACAGGUCUUAGGAAGAAAUUUGGAACAUAUGCAGGACAAGUGGUUCCAACUAUACUGGAAAAGUUCAAGGAAAAGAAGCCUCAGGUUGUCCAGGCCCUGCAAGAGGCUAUUGACGCCAUCUUCCUCACUACCACUCUGCAGAACCUUUCAGAGGACAUCCUAGCCGUGAUGGACAAUAAAAACCCUUCCAUUAAGCAGCAGGCCUCUUUGUUUCUGGCCCGCUCUUUCAGACACUGUACGCAGGCCACUCUGCCCAAGAGCAUCCUCAAACCCUUCUGUGCUGCUCUCAUUAAGCAAGUGAAUGACUCUGCUCCAGAGGUGCGUGACGCUGCCUUUGAAGCUUUGGGGACAGCAAUGAAAGUGGUGGGAGAGAAAGCUGUGAACCCUUUCCUGGCUGACUUGGAUAAACUGAAACUGGAUAAGAUAAAGGAGUGUGCUGAUAAAGUGGAGCUCCCUGGAGGGAGGAAGGGUGCAGGAGGAGGAAGUGGAGGAGUGGGGGACAAAAAGUCUGCAGCUAAAGCUCCUCCCCCUGCUGAAGCUCUACCCAAAUCCUCUGCCCCAACCAAGAAGACCCAGACUGCUGCUGCCAGCAAGCCGUCAGCAGGUCCAGCAAAGAAAGGCAAACCACCCUCUGCAGGUGGAGGAAAAAGCAAGAAGAUGUCAGACAGUAAAGAAAUCACAGAGAGUGAACUGUCGGUGGAGGUGUGUGAGGAGCUGGCAGCAGGUGUACUUCCUGCUUCCUGCCUGCAGCAGCUGGACUCAGCCAACUGGAAGGAGAGACUGGCCAGUAUGGAGGAGUUCCAGAGGGCUGUUGAGACCAUGGAUAAAGCGGGGAUGCCCUGCCAGGCCUUAGUCAGGAUGUUGGCCAAGAAACCAGGCUGGAAGGAGACCAACUUUCAGGUGAUGCAGAUGAAGCUGCACAUUGUGGCUCUUAUAGCCCAGAGAGGAACGUUUUCAAAGACCUCAGCCUCUGUGGUUUUAGAUGGCUUGGUGGAUAAGGUUGGAGACAUCAAAUGUGGUGGAAACGCAAAGGAGGGACUGACGGCCAUCGGAGAGGCCUGCUCACUGCCGUGGACUGCAGAACAGGUUGUCUCUAUGGCGUUUGCACAGAAGAACCCCAAAAACCAGGCAGAGACCCUCAACUGGCUGGCUAAUGCCAUGAAGGAAUUUGGCUUUGCAGGUAUCAAUGUGAAGGGUUUUAUCAACAACGUGAAGACAGCUCUGGGAGCAACUAACCCUGCCGUUCGGACGGCAGCCAUCACCCUGCUGGGAGUCAUGUACCUCUACAUGGGCGCUCCUCUACGCAUGUUUUUUGAAGAUGAGAAACCUGCACUCCUCGCACAGAUUGACGCCGAGUUUGAAAAGAUGCAGGGCCAGUCUCCACCACCUCCCAUCCGAUUCACCAAGAAGGCAGCGGCAGAGGAGGAGGGUGAUGAUGGAGAGGAGCAGGAAGAGGAUGGAGGAGGAGGAGGAGGAGGACAGGACAUCAUGGACCUACUGCCCAGAACAGACAUCAGUGACAAGAUCACAUCUGAUCUGGUGUCUAAAAUUGGGGAUAAGAACUGGAAGAUCAGGAAGGAGGGUCUAGAUGAGGUUGCAGCCAUCAUAUCAGAUGCCAAGUUCAUCACAGCCAACAUUGGAGAACUGCCUCUGAGCCUGAAGGGACGACUCGGUGAUUCCAACAAGAUCCUGGUCCAACAGACCCUGACCAUCCUGCAGCAGCUGGCUACAGCCAUCGGACCUGGACUGAAACACCAUGUUAAAACACUUGGAAUCCCUGUUAUCACUGUACUGGGAGACAGCAAGCCUAAUGUAAGGACAGCUGCCAUGACCACUCUGCAGGCCUGGGUGGAGCAGACUGGGAUGAAGGAAUGGCUGGAGGGAGAGGACCUGUCAGAGGAGCUGAAGAGAGAAAACCCUUUCUUACGACAGGAGAUGCUUGGCUGGUUAGCAGAGAAGCUGCCCACCCUGAGGACAGUACCUGGGGAUCUGAUGCUGUGUGUCCCUCAGCUUUAUGCCUGCCUGGAGGACAGAAAUGGAGAUGUGAGGAAGAAAGCUCAGGACGCCUUGCCCACCUUCAUGAUGCACCUGGGUUACGACAAAAUGACCAAGGCUACUGGGAAACUCAAACCGGCCUCUAAGGAUCAGGUGAUGGCCAUGUUAGAAAAGGCCAGAGCAGUGAUGCCAGCCAAACCUGCUGCUCCUGCCAAAAGUGGAGGGGGAAAAGGCUCUGCAGAGCUGAGCAGAGCUGCUUCAGCCUCCAGGUCUCAGGCAGCCAGUGAGGAUGUUGUUGACAGUAAACCUGAAGUGAAGAAGGUCAGAGGAGGAGUGGCUGCUAAGAAGCCUCCCUCCCCUCCCGAGGAACCUGUCCCUCCCCCUCCCUCCAAGGACAAGGACAGUAAUGGUAGUAAAAAGCUCCCCAGCAAAGGGAAGGCUGCUGCUGGCAGUCAACAGGGUGCUGCUGCUAAAAAACCUCCUGCCAAAGGCCUGAAGGAUGAUGAAGAUAAAUCAGGGCCGAUCUUCAUCCUCAUCCCCAAUGCUAAGGAACAGAGAAUCAAGGAGGAGAAGCAGCUGAAGAUUUUGAAGUGGAACUUCAUCACUCCUCGAGAUGAAUAUGUGGAGCAGCUGAAAACUCAGAUGUCCACCUGCUUUGCUAAGUGGCUGCAGGAUGAGCUGUUUCACUUUGACUUCCAGAGACAUGUCAAGGCCAUAGGAGUCAUGAUUGAGAGGUUGGAGAGUGAGAGUGAAGCCACUAUCAGCUGUCUAGACCUGAUUCUGAAGUGGUUCACGCUACGUUUCUUUGACACCAACACCACAGUCCUGAUGAAGGUGCUGGAGUAUCUGAAGCUGCUGUUUGCCAUGCUGAACAGAGAGAACUACCAUCUGACUGAGUAUGAGGCCAACUCUUUUGUCCCCUACCUUAUACUCAAGGUUGGAGAGUCAAAGGAUGUGGUCCGCAAAGAUGUGCGGGCCAUACUGACCAUGCUGUGUAAGGUUUACCCAGCAUCCAAGGUCUUCCCUUUCCUCAUGGAUGGAACCAAGUCCAAGAACUCCAAACAGAGAGCUGAGUGUCUGGAGGAGUUGGGCUGUUUGAUAGAGGGCUAUGGGAUGAAUGUUUGCCAACCAACUCCAGCUAAGUCUCUGAAGGAGAUUGCUGUUCACAUCGGUGACAGAGACACAUCUGUCCGUAAUGCCGCCCUUAACACUGUGGUGGCUGUCUAUAAUGUCUGUGGGGACCAGGUUUACAAACUAAUAGGAAAUUUGUCAGAGAAAGACAUGAGCAUGCUAGAGGAGAGGAUCAAGCGUUCAGCCAAGAAAACUCCGGCAGCUCCGGCCAAGCAGAGUGCGCCUGAGAGGUCUCAGAGAGAGCACACGACCAACCCCAACGCCACCUUCCUCCGUAAGCCUGCACAGGAGGACCCCAACAAACUCAAUCAAGCCCGUCAGAACACCCAGCACAGCGAGUCCUCCCACCCCUCCAUCCCCAAGGAGUUCCAGUUAGACCUAGACAUGAUUGAGAUGGACCAGAGCAGAGUGUGUGAGCUGCCAGACCUGGUCCAACACAAACUUGACGAGCUGCUGGAGCCCAUCAUGAUCCCCGAACCCAAGAUGCAUUCUGUUUCUCCACACUUUGACGACCUCCACAACAGCACAGCCUCCACUAUCAACUUUGUCAUUUCCCAGGUAGCCAGUGGAGACAUAAACACCAGCAUACAGGCGCUGGCACAGAUUGAUGAGGUGUUGCGGCAGGAGGACAAAGCAGAGGUCAUGUCAGGACACAUCGAUCAGUUCCUCAUUGCUACCUUCAUGCAGCUCAGGCUCAUCUAUAGCACACACAUGGCUGAUGACCGCAUGGACAAGAAGGACAUCAUCAAACUGUACAGCUGCAUCAUAGGAAAUAUGCUAUCUUUGUUCUCUAUGGAGUCCCUGGCCAGAGAGGCAUCUAUGGGUGUGCUGAAGGACCUGAUGCAUGGCCUGAUAACACUGAUGCUGGAUGUCAGGGUGGAGGACAUAGAGGACGGACAGCAGGUCAUCAGAUCUGUCAACCUGCUGGUGAUCAGAGUCCUGGAGAAGUCUGACCAGACCAACAUGAUCAGUGCUCUGCUGGUUUUGCUUCAGGACAGUUUAAUUACAACAGCUGGUCCCCCCAUGUUCUCUGAGCUGGUCAUGAAGUGUCUGUGGAGGAUGAUACGCUUCCUCCCAGAGACCAUUAAUACCAUCAACCUGGACCGGAUCUUACUGGACGUGCACAACUUCAUGAAGGUUUUCCCCAAAGAGAAGCUCAAGCAGCUCAAGAGUGAUGUCCCACACCGAACCCUCAAGACCCUGUUACACACACUCUGCAAGCUCACUGGGGCCAAGAUCCUGGACCACCUGUCAAUGAUAGAGAAUCGUAAUGAGUCUGAGUUGGAGGCCCAUCUGAGGCGGGUGGUCAAACACUCUGGAAAUCUGUCAGGACUCAAAAGUGACCGAGGCAGUGAGAAGACGGGUCUGCGCACGGAGGAUCGAAUGUCAAAGGCAAAGGUCAGUGACAUCCUGUCUGAGAUCUUCAAGAAGAUUGGCUCCAAGGAGAACACUAAAGAGGGUCUGACAGAGCUGUAUGAGUACAAACAGAAGUAUUCAGAUGCAGACCUGGAACCCUUCCUCAAAAACACAUCCCAGUUCUUCCAGAGCUACGUGGAGCGAGGCCUUCGUAUGAUCGAGUCUGAGAGGGAGGGCAAGGCACGGAUCCAGACCUCAGCAGUGAUCCCUCAGCAUGGCAUGGACUCCAGUAUGACCAGUAACAACGAGGAGCUCAAACCAGCUGUUUACUAUGAGAGACUUAAAAUCCUCAGACAGAGACAAGGCCUGGAAAACACCUCCAGGCAGGGUGUUGGAGGGAGUGAUGACGAGCCUCAGCAGAGACCUCCCAUCUCGUCCCUGCUGUCAUCCAAGCCGUCGGUGGCCUCCUCCACCGACAUGCUCCACAGUAAGCUGUCUCAGCUCAAAGAGUCCAGAGAGAUGUACCAGCAGGAACACAACGCACAUUCCCACUCCCCGACACAUGCACACACUCGCUCUGCCUCGCCAGCUGCCAACCUGGACGACCUGAAGAAACGUCUGGAGAGGAUAAAGAGCAACCGGCAGUAAGGAACGCCUCCUCACCACUUCAUCUCAUCACAGAGCCUGUGGAUUUCAGCUGAUAGUAGAAAACAUUAAAAAUACAUCCUCCUUAUUAACUCCCUCUGUCUUUACAUCCUUGUUCUGGUAGAUGGACAUAGGAAGCACUUGGAUACUAAAGUCCUCCCCACCCCCACCCCCACCCCCGUAUCAACAAAUAGCAACAGACAAACAAACCCUCUAAUUUAAACCUGACUCCACCCACUGUGCCUGUAUGUUAGAAAUCAAACGCACCCUCAUCUGACUCUAGGUGACUACAUUCAGACUGAGAGACCGGAACAGAAAACCAUCCAGGUGUUUUUAGAUUAUGACUCAUGAAAAGACACAAACACACACACAUUUUCACUGCAGUAUAACAAUGACACAGUGACACCCCCCACCCCCCCUCUGUUUUAGUGUCCUGACAUGUUUGUACAUAUUUAAAGAUUGUUGUUAUGGAGCUUCUCUUGUGCUCACAGGAAAACACAGUGUUGUUUUCUUCCUGUUUUCAUGUUGAACCACAUCUCUUCUGCUGCUGCUGCGUGAGGGUGGAGAAACACUGAGACUGCCCCCUUGUGGCUGAACACUGACCACUCAAACACUGUUAGGAUGGCAGAGUGUAAUCCUCAAUGAGUUUAGCUCAAGAAUCUAGUGAUUUCAGAGAGUUUAUCUUUACUUUGUGACAGUAAAGAUAAAAUCCUGAUGACUGACUGACAACAACAACAGCACAGAGGCUGUCUCUGUUUCAGAAUAGCACAUAUUCCAGACUGGGCCUGGAAUGCCAGGACUGAGUUUUAAUGGAAGACAGUUCUGUCUCCUGAUCUGUCUCCUUUUCAGACAUUUAGCUGCGUCUACAGAACCAGAGCUGAACUGGUUUUACUCAGUGACAUGGAGUCCUCUGUCUCUGUCCCAACCAGACUCUUAAAACCCCCUUGUAUGUUUGGUAGGCCUUACACAGGACAGAUGUUGUGGCCUUGAGUAGAUUGAUUGUCUAAAGUCUGUGUUUUUCACUUCUUCUUCUUUAAGAGUCAUAGAUUUUCCUAGUGGAGCGUAGACCUGCAGACCUUCGGUCAGACCUGCAGGCCUGUGCUGGUCCUCUAAGACUCAGUUCUAACAGUGAGCUGGUUUAGGUCCAGACCAACAGAGGCGUGUACAGCUGUGUUGAAGUUGUGUUAUGGACUGUGCUGUGGGUCGACAUUUGGCUGUAAAUACUGUAUGUAAUGUCCUCCAUUCACCCCACCCCCUCCCCAAUAGCCCAGUUAUUUAACAGCAGUCAUGGAAUGGGACUGUAGAGCCAACAUGGCUGACACUGUAAUGAACAUCAACCCAACUCUGUUUAUGGGGAUGGAGGAAGUUGACCUGUGGUGUGUGUGUGUGUAGAGCAUGGCAUGAAGGCAGUGUUUUCAUUUUCUCAUGUAAAUAAAGUUUGCAUUAAUUAAACUUGUGUUUAAUGACAUUGUUUUUCCUUAUAAAGACGCUGAUGAUGAUGAUGAUGGCCCUUUCAUCUGUUCUGUAGCUGAAUGUUGAGUAAAGAAAAACACAGUAACAUUGUUUUUGUAUUUAAUUCACUGUCAGUACUGGUCUUACAUUGUUGCUCUCCGCUUUCCUUGUAUAAUCCAUUGUGGAAAAUGGCAAUAAAGUCUUGUUUUUUUUAACAAUCCAA
Lates calcarifer (barramundi perch) is the source of this 8001-nucleotide messenger RNA. It is a transcript of the gene ckap5, whose product is annotated as cytoskeleton associated protein 5. Gene Ontology annotation, molecular function: microtubule plus-end binding; microtubule plus end polymerase activity. The record is from RefSeq and is a predicted model, not a curated record. NCBI's taxonomy places the organism in Eukaryota, Metazoa, Chordata, Actinopteri, Centropomidae. Gene Ontology annotation, cellular component: kinetochore; centrosome; spindle pole. Gene Ontology annotation, biological process: centrosome duplication; establishment or maintenance of microtubule cytoskeleton polarity; mitotic spindle organization.